CCUUACGGGUGAAGGGAUCAACACUAAUUAAGAGAAAAAAAUGUUUAAUGGACAGUUGAUCAAGAUGCACAUGUUAAAAGAAGGAGAAAGAAGCUGCCAUGUGUUAUAAUUGACAAAGUUUGAUGUUGAAUUUAUACAAAAAAAUGACGAAUCUGCACAAGUCAAACAUGGGUAAAGUUCACGGUUCCCUUGCUCGUGCUGGUAAAGUAAAGUCUCAAACCCCCAAGGUUGCUAAGCAAGAAAAGAAGAAGCCAAAGACUGGCCGUGCUAAGAAGAGACAAAUCUACAACCGUCGUUUCGUCAAUGUUACCACCCAAAUUGGUGGCAAGCGUAGAAUGAACCCUGCUCCUACUCAAGGUCCUUAA
Messenger RNA from Rhizopus microsporus ATCC 52813, 365 nucleotides. RefSeq lists its product as uncharacterized. The transcript has 3 exons. The coding region runs from base 123 to 365 and encodes 80 amino acids. The record is from RefSeq and is a predicted model, not a curated record. Lineage: Eukaryota; Fungi; Mucoromycota; Mucoromycetes; Mucorales; Rhizopodaceae. Gene Ontology annotation, molecular function: structural constituent of ribosome. Gene Ontology annotation, biological process: translation. Gene Ontology annotation, cellular component: cytosolic small ribosomal subunit; ribosome.